AUGCAGCUCGAUCUGGAUGAUUGGGUCACCAACUCAAAUGAGUGCUUUCAUAUCAACCUCUACCGCACAUCCAAUAAAAACGGCCCAGAACGCAUCCUCGAUGAAUCCUUCCACCCAAGCUACACAUACACAGUCAUCGAAGAGAACGAGACAAUCGCGGGGUACAAAAACCCAAGCAUCGAGCUUGAUUUCCGCGCAAACGACCUCAAACCGAAACUGAAGAUCUCGUUCGAUCAGGAGCUCGACCUCAAGAAGAUCUCCCCAGACCUGAACCAGGUUGAUCUAUCACCAGAGCUGUUCCGAGAGUACCUGCCCGAGUCGAUCGAUGAUGCUGCCGGCGCCACGUCUUCAGAUUGGAAACCACCGGGCGAGCGUAUGAAGACCUUCAGCCUAUACGGAAAACAGUACGAGAUAUGGAAGGCCUCCAUGACAGAUCCCAAUGCUCGGCGCAUCUGGUCGAAUAUGAAGAUUUUGACGCUGCUGUUUAUCGAUGGUGCGACGUUAGAGGGUCUGGAAGACGAGGAAACGCUUGAUCGUUGGUCGCUAUACCUUCUGUACGAUGUGACGCCCUUGACAGAUGCAUCACUUUCCCCGUACACACUCGCCGGUUUCUCCACGUCGUAUCGCGCUUGGGUCUUUCCCACUUUCGAGAUUGCGCGCGCCACAAAGCAGCUGCCUUCACCAGCCAACAGCAGUAACGGUGACGCAGAGAAAUACACGCCGCCUCGUCUGACACAAGACCCCGAAACUUUCCUCUUUACCGACAAGCUUGAUCUCCUCGAGACGUCGUCGAGGGAGCGCAUUUCACAAUUCCUCAUCAUCCCUCCAUACCAAGGCCAAUCACUCGGAAGCCGCUUGUACGAUACCAUCUUCGACGAGUUGGUGAAAAAGCCCUUCAUCUACGAGAUUCCGGUUGAGGACCCAAGCGAAGCUUUUGAUGCUAUGCGAGAUUACAGUGAUAUCACAUACCUUCGUACACUUCCUGCCUUCAAAGACCUGUCAAUCGCCUCAAAUCUCUCCCCAGAAUCGUUGAGGAAGGAUUCACCAAUCCCGCGGGACCAAAUCCUUGGGAAUGGCAAAGAUCUUGAAGAGCUUCGGAAAGGUACCAAGAUUGUGAGCAGACAGUUCUACAGGAUGGUCGAGCUCCAUUUGUUGUCGACAAUCCCGCCAAACAACCGAAAUCGCGCACGAAUCACAAGGAAAGCGAAGUCCAGCAACGAGAACGAUAGAAAAUACUACUUUUGGCGGUUGGCCCUCAAGCACCGAAUCUACAGCCAGAACGCAGAUGCGUUGGACCAGAUGGAGGAUGUCGCAGAACGCGUGGAGAAGCUGGAGUCUGCAGUCGACUCGCAGCAGGAGGAGUUCGAAGAGCGUCUAGAAGGGUUGGAGAAGCGCCAGAGUCUUGCAGCCGACGAAAAUUCUGUGCCCGCAGCUGGUGCGAGAAGCAAGAGGAAGAGAGCGGUCGUGGUCGAAGAUGACGAGGAUGACGAGUGGGAAGAUAUGGAUGAAGUGUCAGUAGCCAGCUCGAAAAGGAUGCGGUCGUAA
Messenger RNA from Alternaria atra, 1545 nucleotides. RefSeq lists its product as uncharacterized. The transcript is spliced from 2 exons. Lineage: Eukaryota; Fungi; Ascomycota; Dothideomycetes; Pleosporales; Pleosporaceae. Bases 1 to 1545 code for a protein of 514 amino acids. Gene Ontology annotation, biological process: subtelomeric heterochromatin formation. Gene Ontology annotation, cellular component: nucleus. The record is from RefSeq and is a predicted model, not a curated record. Gene Ontology annotation, molecular function: histone H4 acetyltransferase activity.